Messenger RNA from Peromyscus eremicus (cactus mouse), 1341 nucleotides. RefSeq names its product zinc finger protein 892 (gene Znf892). The record is from RefSeq and is a predicted model, not a curated record. Gene Ontology annotation, cellular component: nucleus. Gene Ontology annotation, molecular function: DNA-binding transcription factor activity, RNA polymerase II-specific; RNA polymerase II cis-regulatory region sequence-specific DNA binding. Gene Ontology annotation, biological process: regulation of transcription by RNA polymerase II; central nervous system development. NCBI's taxonomy places the organism in Eukaryota, Metazoa, Chordata, Mammalia, Rodentia, Cricetidae. The transcript has a single exon. The coding region runs from base 215 to 1255 and encodes 346 amino acids.
AGUACCAGAAAGCAAGAAGCUAACUCAAGAGAAGCAUUUUUCUGAAGAGGAAUCAUCCCCUGGAGUGUUACUGGAGAGUUUUCCAGAGGAAAGGUCUAGGGACUGUGAAGACUCUUUAGAAAACCAGCAGGAAAACCAUGAAAAAUACCCAAUACGAGAGCUGGUCCCUCAGAAGAGACUUUCUGUGAAGAGAAGCUACCAAUGUGGUGAAAUUAUGAGAAAUUUUAGUCAGUGGUCAUUACUUGUUCAACACCAAGGAGAGAGACUUCAUAAUUGUGGUUCGCUUAAGAACUUUAAAAAUUCAGCUGUGAUUAAACAGGGGAAAUCUUGUGCAGGAAAGAAACCUUGGAAAUGUAAUGAGUGUGAGAAAGCCUUCAGUUACUACUCAGCCUUCGUCUUGCAUCAGAGAAUUCACACAGGAGAAAAGCCCUAUGAAUGUAAUGAAUGUGGUAAAGCAUUUAGCCAGAGCAUACACCUUACUCUACACCAGAGAAUUCAUACUGGAGAGAAGCCCUAUGAGUGUCAUGAAUGUGGGAAGGCCUUCAGUCACCGCUCAGCCCUUAUUCGGCAUUACAUAAUUCACACUGGAGAGAAACCCUAUGAAUGCAGUGAAUGUGGGAAGGCCUUUAAUCAGAGCUCAUACCUCACUCAACACCAGCGAAUUCAUACUGGAGAGAAACCUUAUGAAUGUAAUGAAUGUGGGAAGGCCUUCAGCCAGAGCACAUUCCUAACCCAGCAUCAGGUCAUUCACACUGGAGAGAAACCUUACAAGUGUAAUGAAUGUGGCAGAGCUUUCAGUGACCGUUCAGGCCUUAUUCAACACCAGAGAACUCAUACUGGAGAGAGGCCUUAUGAGUGUAAUGAAUGUGGGAAGGCCUUUGGCUACUGUUCAGCCUUGACUCAGCAUCAAAGAACUCACACUGGGGAGAAGCCCUAUAAGUGCAGUGACUGCACCAAAGCCUUCAGUGACCGCUCAGCCCUUAUUCGUCAUCAGAGAACACACACUGGAGAGAAGCCUUACAAAUGCAAGGACUGUGAGAAAGCUUUCAGCCAGAGCUCAUCUCUUAUGAAACACCAGAAAACUCACACUGGAGAAAAACCCUAUAAGUGUAAAGAAUGUGGAAAAGCUUUCAGCCAGAGCUCAUCUCUUUCUCAACAUCAGAAAACUCAUGCUGGAGGGAAAAACAAGGCAUAUGGACAAGCCUUCAGUGAGCAUUCAGUCUUUGGCCAACAAAAGAGAAUCCAUACUGGAUAAGUGUAUUACAUUCAAAGUGAAUUUUUUUGAGCAUUUACCAUAUGUUAUGAGGGCUACAAAGAAAUUUAAGAUGAUUCUCUUAUAAG